Glarea lozoyensis ATCC 20868 is the source of this 1698-nucleotide messenger RNA. Its product is annotated as FF. The coding region runs from base 1 to 1698 and encodes 565 amino acids. Gene Ontology annotation, molecular function: RNA polymerase binding; transcription coregulator activity. NCBI's taxonomy places the organism in Eukaryota, Fungi, Ascomycota, Leotiomycetes, Helotiales, Helotiaceae. The transcript has a single exon. Gene Ontology annotation, cellular component: nucleus. The record is from RefSeq and is a predicted model, not a curated record.
AUGUUGAAAUCGACGCAUAAGGUAACCGCACCUAUUCCUCUUCCUGAAGGAUGGACGGAGCACAAAGCGCCAACUGGCCACACAUACUAUUAUAAUGCGGCAACAAAACAAUCUACAUACACUCGACCUAUAGCUCCACCUGUUGCGCCAGCGCCUAUAGCACCUCUUGAUCCAUCGCAAAGUUUCCUACAGUACCAGGCUGUUGGAAGUUCGAACCCAAGUGCUGGACCGAACUUCAAUUUCCCUGGGCAAGGAGAUUUUCAAGGAGGACGAGGUGGGUUCUCAGGUCAGAAUCAGAGAGGAGGUAGACCAGGAGGAAACGACCGGCCGAAACCACAGCCCAAUGAUAAACCCAAGUCGAGACAUACCAUUCCAGGACACGAAGAUUGGGUGCUGGUUCACACGAAAUACGGACGACGAUUUGUUUUCAAUAAGGAAAAGAACCAGAGUUUUUGGCGGAUACCUGAGAAACUAAAGGACGGGAUUCUGGCGCUGGACCAAUUGAGAAUUAAAGAAAAGGCAGAAGCUUUGAUUAAAGCAGAUGAAAUCGCAUCAGACAUAGCUCCCGGUGCAGCCGCGAGACCAGGUUUGGCACCCAAACCGGCAGUAGAGGAGAAUACAGGUGCAGACGACAGUUCUGAAUAUGAAGAGGUUGAGGUGACGGAUGAUGAGGGCGAGGAUGUGGAAGGAGAAGAGUCUCACGCGUCAAAGCGACAACGCACCGAGGAAAAUUUACCUGACGAACCUGUUGAAUUUAACGAGGAUGAUAUUGCUUUCCAGCUUGCAGCAAUGGGACAAGAGUACGGCUUAGACCCUGGGGAAUACGAUGACGGCAAUAUGGAAUGGGAGGAAGGCGCCGAGGGUGAAAUGAUCUCAGAUGAAGACUCGGCUGCUUUAUUCAAGGAUUUACUGAAUGACUAUGGCAUCAAUCCUUACAGCCCAUGGGAGAAGCUUAUUGAAGAGGGUAAGGUGUUCGACGACAUUCGAUAUACGGCACUCACAACUAUGAAAGCGAGACGAGAAACAUGGGAAGAGUGGUCACGAGAAAAAAUCAAGGUGCUGCGUGAAAGUCGUGCCAAGGAAGAAAAGAAGGACCCUCGAAUUCCAUAUUUGGCUUUUCUUCAAAAGAAUGCCAAUCCUAAAUUGUAUUGGCCAGAAUUCAAACGGAAAUACAAGAAAGAACCAGAAAUGAGAGAUGCCUCUUUAACGGACAAGGAACGGGAGAAGUUCUACAGAGAACACAUCAAUCGGUUAAAGCUUCCACAAUCUACUCUGAAAACUGAUCUACUGUCUUUGCUCAAGGCACAACCGACUUCAGUAUUCAAUAACGCAACGUUAUCAUCGCAUUUACCGCCAAGUAUACUUUCUGACAUUCGCUACAUAUCCAUGGAGCCAUCCAUAAGAGAUACACUUAUUGAGACGUUCAUCACAACCCUCCCCCCGCCACCAGAAUCAGUUCCAGUAGAAGAAACUGAAGAGGCGGUAAAAGAGCGAAAAGACAAGGAGAGAAGACGAAAGGCAUUGGAGGAUAGGGAAAGGCAUGUCGCAGAAGAGAAGAGGAGGCAACAGCGAGAUCUCCAAUUCGGCAAAGGGCGAUUACGAGAAGAAGAGGCAGAGAUUGCAAGAGCAAUGAAUGUCACGAAGAAGGGAUUGAAAGAUCAUCUCAUGGCAGAAGAUAGUGGCGUCAAGUCGAAUUGA